UCAGACGGUGGUGGGAUGGCUUAAUGUGAGGGGAGAAGGAAAGAGAAAACGUCCUGAAGAAAGGAGCCUGGAGUGAAUGAGCGCUGGGCUGCACCGGGAACACAGCAGCGUUUCAAAACAAAGGACAGCUUCUUCACUUCGCCUGCAACAUCACACCACAUCGGCUCUCUGUGUGCUUCUCAAAUGUUACCAUGGCUGAGGGAAGCUGCUUCGGUGCGUUGUAGCUGUUUGGUUUGACCAGAGCCAGACCUUGCCUCAAUAGAGAAACAGAAGAAGAAGAGGGAAAAGCAAAGAAUACCGACUGAGAGGAGGAAAAACAUCUGCUCAUAGAGGAUAAAAUCAGGACAGGGAAUCAACUGGAACUUUCCCUUUUGUAGUAAAGGAAUUUAAAUUCCCUAGUAUCAGUCAGAGCUCUGUCCAUUUUGAAGGGUUUCAAGAAUUAUAUAUUUUUUUACUUUGUUUGUGACCAUCUCAGAAAGAGUGAGCAUCAUGUGCCAUGUUAUUGUAACAUGCCGCUCUAUGCUCUGGACGCUGCUCAGUAUUGUAGUGGCCUUUGCUGAGCUUAUAGCCUUCAUGAGCCCUGAAUGGCUGCUGGGAUCCCCACGGAGGGACUCCAGUUCGAGCGGGGCAGGCGUGGACGCGGGGGAGUACCGGCCGUCUCUCGGCCUGUACAGCCGCUGCCUUCGUGUGGAGUCCCGGGGAAUUGGGGUGAGCUGCGGGCCCUACGCUCGGACAUUUGGAGAAGUGGCCAGUGGCUUCUGGCAGGCUGCCAUGUUAUUUCUGGCAGCAGGGAUCUUGGUUCUAGCAGGGGUCGCCUGUAUCUCCAUCUUCAGCCUGUGCUUCCAGAGCAUCCUGAAGAAGAGUAUAUUCAACAUCUGUGGACUGCUCCAGGCAAUCGGAGGCCUGUUGCUGAUGGUGGGCCUCAUGCUCUACCCUGCUGGUUGGGGAUCAGAGAAGGUGAUCAACUACUGCGGUGCUGAGGCCUUGCCCUUUAGGCCGGCUCUUUGUUCCCUCGGUUGGGCCUUCUACGCAGCAAUAGGAGGAACGCUGGGAUCCUUCCUGUGUGCUGUUUUGUCUGCACAGGCUGAAAUUGCCACCUCCAGCGACAAGGUUCAGGAGGAGAUUGAAGAGGGGAAGAGUCUGAUCUGCCUGCUCUGAGCACACCUAGGGAAACCAUCCUUGGUGUCUUCUCUCUUUUACAGACAUUUUUAGAUCUCAGAGGAAGGAGAAAAGACGUUUCUCUGAACGAUUUUCCAUAUGAUACCCUGGAUAAAAUCUGCUGGCUGUUGAAAAGAUGGAAGCCUUUAAAACUAAAUAUUAAUAUACAGAUCACGCUACCAAUAUCGUACUACCUAAUGAUAAACAGGGACAGUAAAAAGUACAUUUUGCUUCUACAGCUGCCGGUUAAACUGCCAAGAAGGCUCUUGAACAGCAGAAGGCUAAACAACAUUACCUGCAGACUUAACCAAUGUUUUUGAACAAGAUUGUGUUUAUUUUUGUAAUAAUCCUUGCCAUCAACAAACCACUGUACUUGAAAAACAGGAGAUUAGUUAAAGAAAUUGGUAGUCGAUGACUCAUUAGCAUUUCUGUGGACAGGUUAAUUACUGCAAGUCAGUGCGUAGGUUUGUUACGUCAUUACAAUGUUCAUUCACACGGUUCACCUGCAAAACGUAACAAACCACUGAAUACUAGCAGAUGUGACCACUUAAACUCCCAACAAGGGCUUGCAUUUGUGUGUGUGUGUGUGUGUGUGUGUGUGUGUGUGUGUGUGUGUGUGUGUAUGUGUGUGUGUGUGUGAGAGACAUUUACUGUUGUGGUUUCUAAACUUCUUCAUGAUCUGAUUGUGUGGCACAGCAGGACUGCAACCCGCUCUUGCUAACUUUCCAUAUGCCACUUAAGGGAUCAUUCACGUUAAAGGCGGUUUACCUGUUACUUGGAUGUUUUGUGGGUGUCUUGCAGCUUAUUAACUGGCAGAGUGUGUGAACAGAACCCAGACUCGCCAUAUGUUUCCCUAUGGUUGACUUUCAUGAGGGGAUGUUUGAUCACAGCGAGAUAAAGCAGGCUGCACCAGAGAUUAUCAUGGGUUACCUUACAACACAGCACACAGACGAGAUCUGGCUUUGUAAAGAUGCCCAAAGUGGUGAAAAUUGAAAAAGGUUUUGUUGAGCUUUUGCAAGAUGAAUGCGACAUGGGUUUUCAGUGAUGCUAUGAUUAGGGCAGACCUCUCUGUUUGUUUGGUACUUUUGGAGGUCAGAGUAUUGUAUUUUGCACUUGGUUCUAAUUCAUUUCAAAUUGCUUCAUGUCAUCCUAACCCCGCUUCAUUAAGUUGCUGUAAAUGUAACAUUGUGUGAUCACUUUUAUUCUUAGUAGAUAAGAUGUGCAAUAAUUCAACUAUAGUGUGUUUGCUGUGAGAGAGAGUGGACUGAGAGGAUGAGACGUUUCUAGCCUGUCAGUGCUUAAAUGUAUAUGUUGACUGUCUGCUGUUUUGUUACAUUAACAAAAGGGUAACAGCAUCUUUGGCACAUUGUAUAAUGCUGCGUGUAUAAGAGAGGUUGAUAUGUGUGUGAGAACCAUGCCUUCUUUAAAUAUAUCUGUGAUGAGUUUUAAAACAUA
Messenger RNA from Eleginops maclovinus (Patagonian blennie), 2613 nucleotides. RefSeq names its product LHFPL tetraspan subfamily member 2a protein-like. Gene Ontology annotation, cellular component: membrane. The record is from RefSeq and is a predicted model, not a curated record. The transcript has 3 exons. The coding region runs from base 490 to 1158 and encodes 222 amino acids. NCBI's taxonomy places the organism in Eukaryota, Metazoa, Chordata, Actinopteri, Perciformes, Eleginopidae.